GCGCCUUGUCAGUCGUUGACAGACGGACAUUACCCGCAAAUGCUGGUUUCAUAUUUGUUUGUUGUCAGAAUUAUUAUAUCAGUUUUUUAAGUAAUUCAAAGUGAUAUCAAUCAAAAUCAGACGCUUUAUUGUAGUCUGAAUGUGAUACGUAAAUAAAUCGCUCGAAUGCAAUCGAGGCGACAAAAGAAAAACGCGUUCCACGGUUACGUCACUAGGCCAUUUUGUAUUUGGUGAAAUCUUUGUUUCGCGAACGGAUAAGGUUGUUUUUUGUACGGUUUGCCCCGUAAACCUGAUAUUCUUUUUUAAAAGGUAUAAUUAAAAAUUCAUCAAAAUUCCGGUGCCUACGAGAAACAGAGAUCCCGGCCUCUACGGUAGCGGUGAUAUGAAUAACAAAUCGAGGAAAAAUCGAGGGGGCCCUGUAAGGAAUCAAAGACCUCACAGGCCCGUGGUCUCCGAAGGGGUCUACAACAAUGCUCAUUUUAUGCACGCUGCUACGGCACAGGUUGGGAACGUGGUGAGAAUCACCACUGCUUCAGGAAUCGUAUGGGAAGGUGUAUUCAAAACGUUUUCGAGCAGAUUCGACGUAGUGUUAGAGGUGGCAGCCAAAGUGGAGAACCCGGACGGUCCGAAUGCCCAGAUAGACGUCGACACGUACGUCGACAAGCUCAUAUUCAAGCCUUGUGAUAUUUUGACGAUGGUAGCCCAAGACGUAGAUCUAGAAUACCCGACGCGGGACACCUUCCUAACGGAUACUGCCAUAUCGGCCCCGUUGAACGGCAACAUGAAAUUGGAGGAGAAGAAGCUGGAGCCGUGGGACGCGUCCGGCAUGAACGGCGCCGACAUCGAAUUGGAGCUGGACCAGGCCAACGGCUGGGACGCCAACGACAUGUUUAGGAAAAACGAGCAGGACUACGGCGUGCAGAGCACGUUCGAUCAGUCGCUGAGAGGUUACACGGUGCCGCUGCAGACCAGCGAUUCGGCCGAUUACAAGGAGGCCGAGGCCAAGGCCAAUUUGAUCGCCAACGAAAUAGAGAAUCAACCGCAACACAAAGCUAGGUUAGAAUUAGAAAACGGCGACGAGGAGGCCAUAUACGCGGCGGUCGUCCGGCCACAUCAAGAAAACAAUACAAACGGUAAAUAUAUUCCUCCAGCUAAGCGGAAGAACCAGAAUAGCGGCAAAUUAGUUAGGAGCACGCCGCCGCCCAGCCAGAGUAGUAGCAGUCAGAAUACGCCGUCGCCGAAGGAGACUCGACCGCCGAUGAGUUAUCCGACGCACCCGUCUCCCCAUCAAAACAACGUACACCUUCAACGAGUUGCGCUACCCCAGAAUCCCCCGCACAUGCACAACGCGACCAUCCAUUCGCCGCCGAUGGGCAUCCAACCGCACCCGGCGGCCAAUCAUUCCCGUCCUCACGCCCACACGCCCCCGCAUCAAUACCAACAGCCCCCCGUCCCGCAGCGACAGCCGAACAUACCUCAACAGCUCCAGCAGCAGCAACAGCAGCAAGCCCAACAGCAAAUCGACAUGUCGAAGGCUCAGAUCAACGGCGAGGCGAAAGGGGCGCCGCCCGCUCGCCAACAAAGGGUCUAUCAAAACCAACAAUACCAAUCGGAUAUCAAGCCGGAGGUGGUGCAGAUCCAAAACCAUCCGGCGCGGCACCGGGACGACACCAUCAAGGAUUUACAUCAGUUUGCUCAAGAUUUCAAAUUGGCCGGUCUCUCUAACGAACAACCGCCGCCGCAGGUCGUCGAGCAAAUUCCUCCCGUUCAAAAUAUUCCAAAUAAACCGCCGCAACAGCCUUCGCCACCGCAACCGCAGCAAUCGAUCAGUCCCCAACAGGAUAAUUUAGACAAGGUCGCUAAUACUUUGAAGAAAUCCACGUUGAAUCCGAACGCUAAGGAAUUCGUUUUGAAUCCCACUGCUAAACCAUUCCAACCAAGAUCGCCAAGUACGCCGUCGGCGAGUCGUCCUCACACGCCGCAAACUCCGAGUCACAGCCCGUACGUUUCGGCCUCGGUCGGAGGGCCAGCAGUCCAACAGGCGAUGCCCGUCAUGAUGCCAUUCUACCACGUCAUGACCAGCCAACCGCAGUACCAAACGCCGCCCCAAGGCAAUAAGAUCAGACGUUUACCGAUGCGGGCGGAUAUGGCGUCGCAGAUGCAAGUGGCGGCGGCGACGGGCCAACCGCUGCUGGCGCCGGCGCCGAUGCAGCAGUUCAUCUACCCGCCGACGAUGAACCAGGCGUACCAGCCCAUGCACAUGGCCGUGCGGACGUACGAGACGUCGCCGCAGAUCCAGUACCUGCCGCCGAACGCGCACCCCGUCGCAGGCGCCGUCGCCCGCCCAGCCGCCGCAGUACAAUCCGUCGCAGGGGCCGCAGGCGCCGCCGCAGCAGUGCCAGGCGGCGCCGCCGCCGCAACAGGGCCACCACCAAUUUCCGCUGAUGUAUCCGCUCAUACAGGCGCAGCCGCACAUGAUGCAGAGCAUGCAGUAUUUGCAACAGGCGCCGCCGCCGCAGCCGCCCAUGCAGGUGCUGAUGCACCAGCAUCCCGGCCAGGGGAAUCCGCACGGGCCUAAUCCUUAGCGCUAGCGGUGGUUGUUGUGUUAGGCGAAUUUUUUAAUAUCCUUUUUUUAAUUUUUUUUUUCUUCCGUUUAAUGUCAAUUUUUUUCUUUUUUUUUUUGGCGGGGGUAUUGUUAAAAAUUGGCGUUGCUGCUGGGAGGAAACGAGGAAAAGAAUUGUGAGAAUACAACAAGCUUUUCGGGAGAAUUUCGAAACUCUCAAAUCGCGUUUUGGUUAAAGUAUUUUUUUGUUAAUUGAAGAAAAAUUGUCGGUGCUUCUGUGACAUUCUUGAUAAUAGUGAUUUACGAAACGGAAAAGCAAUUCUUUAUUGAUGAAUAGCGUUAAAAAAUAUUAAUUAUUCCAUUUUCAUUUGACCAUUAAUUGAUAAUUCACGUAAGUUACUUUUGUACAUUUUAAUGAUGUGAAUAAAAUACUCCUUAAAAUAUAUAUUUAUUAAAUUAUAAAAAACUUAGAUAUACAAUGUGUAAUAUGUAAUACAUUUCUAUAUUUUAAGUUUAAGUAAAGUAUCUUUUCACUUCCAUUGACUGUUUAAAUCUAAAUUAACUUUAUUCGUGAUGUUUUAGAGGAACAUUAUUAGUUUACGUAGCCUUACAUCGUAUUUUGUAAGACUAAUAAAAGGUAGGGUGUAAAAAUUUUUCUCUUAUAAAACUUAAACACUAUUUUCCUAAAGUUGGCUCAUAUUGAGUUGUUGGUUAGUUAGGAUAUUUAAAGAAUAAAAAGAAAAAUAAAAAAAUUAAAAUCAAUUUAGUUGUUAGAAUUUUUUGUGGAAGAAUUGCUUUUCUCUUAUACGGUUUUUUCGAGUAACAUCGAUUGACGCCAAUUUUUAAGUAACAUACACAUCAACAGCAAAUUUUAAAAUCGUAAAAAAACAAUUUGUUAUUUUUUGUUAUAUUCUUUUAAUUUUGUUAAUUGUUAUUUUUCUAAGCUUGAAUGAGAAUAGCGAAGCGACUCGCGCGGAAUUUUUAUCAAAUAUACCGGGUUACCCGAAAAGAUUAAACGGACAGGCGACAUUUUAGGUUUGUUGUUUUCUUUAGUUUACCUAGGCUAUAUGUGAUAAAAAUUAUUAUUGUAAGCCUUUAAAAGACUUACGAAAGGUGUUCUGACAGUCACGACACAUCCAAAUUUGCCUCUAUCAUGAUUUUAUUCUAAUUAUUUGGUUUAACGGAAGCAUUUAAUGAAAAAUUUGCGAGUCUAGCGCGAAAUGAUGGGUGGAUUCGCAUCAUUUUCCGCUAAACUUCGACUGCAGAGUGCACUUUUGAAACCUUCAACUUGUCUUUAAGGUAAUUUUUUGUUUACUAAAAUACUUUUUUUUUCCAUAGUAGCAUUUUCGUGCAUGCUAAUUUUCGGUGGUUAUAUCAUUCCAUAUUUUUUAAUGAAAAAAAAGGAAAAUGAAAUCAUAAGGUAGUGGCCUCUCUAUUAUUAUUUUUUGUUCUCGUAAGGAUAGACUUUCAGUAUUUGAAAUAAAACGAGCCAGCUGGGUCUGGUUUCAUUUUUUCAACACCAAGGACGUACAAAUGCCAUUAUUUAAUCUAAAGUAAUGAGUAAACUUAUAAGAGUACCGUUUUCUUUACAAAGACCUCACGUUGCUGCAAAGGUCUCCUAAAGAAGCUCGCAAUAAUGCGUUUGUAUCGUCCUUAAAUAAAAUAAAAAAAACGUACGUUUGGGGUGAGCAGAGGCUCCUAAUUUAUUGGCAGAGAUUGUUGAGAAAUCAGGCGGCCGAGAAGUGCUUCUCUUAGACGUUAAGGUGCCUUAAAUCUCGUUUAUUUUUCAUUUGUGUAAUUCGUCAAAAACCUAAACCUUCGGCACCUCGAAUUGUUGAAAGAACUUAGUUGAACUAAGUUUGCAAAAAAAAAUGGUUUGGAACAUUCGCGUUUCGAAUAGGAGAUGUUAUUUCGCUCCGAGAAAACGGCGCGUUCUAAUUUCGAAAUUAUUAUGUGCUGUUUUUUGCUACACUGGAAUAUCUUAUUCAGAACUGCGUACGAGCGACAGUUAGAUAUGUAUAAAAUAUUUUUAUUUUUUUUUCGCAAAUAAAGCCUUCGAUUUUAU
Molecule: messenger RNA, 4628 nt
Organism: Phyllotreta striolata
Lineage: Eukaryota; Metazoa; Arthropoda; Insecta; Coleoptera; Chrysomelidae
Source: the annotation of a GenBank genome assembly